Messenger RNA from Staurois parvus, 342 nucleotides. NCBI's taxonomy places the organism in Eukaryota, Metazoa, Chordata, Amphibia, Anura, Ranidae. The record is from the annotation of a GenBank genome assembly.
CAGAUAUAGUGAAUGCGGGGUCCGGGGAGACCGGAUAUAGUGAAUGCGGGGUCCGGGGAGAGCGGAUAUAGUGAAUGCAGGGGUCCGGGGAGACCAGAUAUAGUGACUGCGGGGUCCAGGGAGAGCGGAUAUAGUGAAUGCAGGGUCCGGGGAGAGCAGAUAUAGUGAGUGCAGGGGUCCGGGGAGACCAGAUAUAGUGAAUGCGGGGUCCGGGGAGACCGGAUAUAGUGAAUGCGGGGUCCGGGGAGAGCGGAUAUAGUGAAUGCGGGGUCCGGGGAGAGCGGUUAUAGUGAAUGCGGGGUCCGGGGAGAGCGGAUAUAGUGAAUGCAGGGUCCGGGGAGA